CAGUGUUGGCAUAAACAUGUCAAUUUUCUGCUGGUAUAAAACUGAGAGUGAGAACAAAGGAUGUCUGCCAACUCUGCUAGAGUGGUUUCCUGUAGAUCACAUGAUCUUCACAGUGACAGUGUUUGGGUUCGUACAAGCAUCAAACUUUUCCGACAUCCCUGAAUGCAUAAUCACCACAUCCAAAGAAACCUGACAGUUUGAUUUGCUUCACCGUACCAGUCCGACCAGUUAUGGCAGAUUCUCAACUUUCCCUUGUUCAUGGGAGUGAGGAUUUAUACACUUCAAUGGGAAACCAACUAGAGGAAAUAUUAAGAAACUGUACAUUAAAAAAAGGAACUUUUUCAAGAUAUAUUCUGAAUACAAAGACUGUAAUCGACGGAGACAGGCUUAAGAGAGAGACUUUUGGAGAAAAAGAUGAAAGCAAACUUCACAAAACCAUUUUAAUGGUUGGAGAAACAGGAACAGGGAAGUCUACUCUCAUUAAUGCCAUCGUCAACUACAUGCUGGACGUCCAAUGGGAAAACAAGAUCUGGUGUGAGAUCAUAGAGACAAAAGAAAACCAACCAGAUUCACAAACAAAUACAGUGACUGUGUAUGAUGUUUUUGCUGAAAAGAGCCCAUUCUCUCUCACUCUUAUUGACACACCUGGAUUUGCAAACACAGACGGGAUUGAGAAAGAUGCAAAUAUUGCUGAAACUUUACAUGAGUUAUUCAGAUCCAAAGAUGGAGUACCGGAAAUUGAUGCAGUGUGUCUUGUGGUGUCAGCAAAGAUGACUCGACUUACAAACUUUCAGCAGCAGAUAUUCGACGAUGUCCUCUCUUUAUUUGGUGUAGAUGUAGAGAAAAACAUUGUUGUGCUCAUGACAAAUGUCCAGAAUAAGCCAGUUAAUGCUGUAAAGGCCAUCAAAGCAUCUAAAGUCAAAUGUGCUAAAACUCCUAAAGGCAAGCCUGUGCACUUCUGCUUUGACAACUCUCACUGUGAAGAGUUUCAGGAUGAUGAUGAAGAUGAUGAGGAGACAGAUGGUGCUGAACAGAACCACAAAUACAAAGAUUUGUGGGUAAAAAAUGAGAAAACUAUGAAAGAUUUUUUUGCUUUUCUGAACAAUGCCACAUCUAUAAACGUAAAGCUGACUGAACAUGUUCUGAGAAAACGCAAACAACUGACUGCCUGCAUCACCAACCUAAAUGAUCGAAUCACACUGAUAGAACUCCGAAAAACUGAGCUUGAACAGAAAAAAGCAGCCUUGGAGAAAUGUGAAAAAGAAAAGAAGAACAAGAAUGACUUUGAAUGUGAAGUUGAAGAGCCCUACAAAGAAAAAGUACCUGUACCAUUUAGGCGGUGGCUGUUGGGUAAAAAAGCCACCUGCUGCAGUGUGUGUAAGGAGAACUGUCAUUAUCCUGGAUGCUGGUGGGUCAGAGAUCUCCGGUGGUGUAGUGUGAUGUCAGAUGGAAAGUGCACAGUGUGUACAGGGAAGUGUAAGUACACUGAACAUGUUAAAGAGGGGAAAAUGUAUGUUCUGAAGACACGGAAGGUGACGAAGACCAUUGAAGAUUUAAAAAAGAAAUAUGAGGUUGAGUCAGGGGAGAAAAUGAGUCUGAAGAGAAGACUUGAGAAUGAAAUAAAAAUGUAUGAAACAGAGAAGAACAAGCUGGUGGAUGACAGUUAUCAGUAUAUCAUCAGUCUGGAAGAGAUUGCUUUAAAUCCCACUGCUGUUUCUACACUUCAGCAUCUGGACUUCCUCAUAGAGAAAAUGAAGGAAACAAAAGACAAUAAGAGAGAGCAGAAAUUCCAAGAACUGAAAAAAAGAAUUGAAAAUAAAACCAGGAAUGAGACCCCUGGUUUGGGACCAGUUGCUUAAUUGGCAACAGUGUGUUUUAAAAUGUUAUUACUGCUGUUCAUUAUAUCCUCAGUUUUUACGCAGAGCAGCAGUGACUGACUGAGCAGCUAUCCGUCACGGAAACGAACUGUGUGGAUAAAACCAGCAUGAUUUGUAAAAAUUGGGCCACGACAGCCAUGGGACAGACAACAUAUCUGCGGAAUCACCACUAUGCUGUUUUACUAGCGCAAGGAGUGAGAGUAUCACAUGCUAAGUGUAAAAAAUAAAAAUCUAGUAUGUAAGUAUGUAAACCUCAGAGCAACUGACUCCACAAUUACCUUGGAAUCAAAUCACUCCACUUUGGCUACAUUCACAUUACCAGGCUGAAGUUAUUUAAAUCAGAUUUUUUGUUUAAUGUGGCUUAGAUCAGAUUUUUCUUUGGCUGUGUGAACAUGCCAAAUCCGAUUUUUUCAAAUCAGAUUUGAAUCACUUUCAUGUAUGGUUCUGAAUUGGUUACGUAUCCGAUUCAUUGACAUGCGACAUGAAUCUGAACAGUAAAAUCCGAAUUCAUGCGUCUUUUUGCUUUUAUGCAUGAGCUCUUGGUGCAGUUGUGCAGCUAUAUCUGCAAAAACAACAAAAGCAAGCCGCCUGGCCUUUUUUCACCUCCUCGACCUGAGCAUGCUCUCCACUCCAGCAAUGAUGCUCCACAUAUGAGCUGCUUACGCAUCCAUUUCCCUUUAAUAAGCUACGAGUCUUCUCUCAAAUAUGACGUUUUUUUGUUGCUUGUAAAGAAGGUGAUGCAUGUGAGGUGUUUUAGGAACAGAUUCGUUCACAUUACACACAGAUACAGGUCACUUACAUUUGUGAAUGUGAACCAUCAAGAUCAAGCCAAAUCCAAUCUGAGCAAAAAUCCGACCUUAGCAAAAAAUUGGAUUUGAGCAACAUGGCUUGUAAUGUGAACGGAACCUUUGU
Astyanax mexicanus (Mexican tetra) is the source of this 2789-nucleotide messenger RNA. RefSeq lists its product as uncharacterized. The record is from RefSeq and is a predicted model, not a curated record. Bases 231 to 1859 code for a protein of 542 amino acids. Lineage: Eukaryota; Metazoa; Chordata; Actinopteri; Characiformes; Acestrorhamphidae. The transcript is spliced from 3 exons. Gene Ontology annotation, molecular function: GTP binding.